Molecule: messenger RNA, 4436 nt
Organism: Dunckerocampus dactyliophorus (ringed pipefish)
Lineage: Eukaryota; Metazoa; Chordata; Actinopteri; Syngnathiformes; Syngnathidae
Gene: gba1
Product: glucosidase, beta, acid
Exons: 11
Coding region: 201-1826 (541 amino acids)
Biological process (GO): glucosylceramide catabolic process
Molecular function (GO): glucosylceramidase activity
Source: RefSeq, a predicted model, not a curated record
GAUCACUUGACUUUGCUAACCAAAACACGCUGAAAAAGCUAGCGGUAGUAAACUGCUGUCAUGGCAGGUACGACAAAGUCGAGACGCUUUAAAACGGAAACGCGGCUAAAGGUCACAAAAUGAUAUAACAGGGAAUGUGUGUGUCAGCUAGAUUGUUGUUUUGGCCUACACGUAUAAUAUAAAGUCAUUUCCGGACUCAAAUGACGGUCGAGGAGUGUUCAAAGCUCGCCUGUUCAAAAAUGAGGCUUCUAUUACCUUGUGCAGUUUUGCUCGCAGCCGUUUUCCACAGCACGACAACGACAUCUAUCUCCUCAGAAGGCAACAAGUGUGUUUCCAGAAGCUUCGGCCAUGACUCUGUGGUGUGUGAGUGUAAUUCCACGUACUGUGACAGUGUGGGCUCCGUGUCGCCACCACCGCCGGGUCACUACAUCUCCUACCUGAGCAGCAGGGACGGAAGCCGGCUAGAGCCAAGCCAAGGAUCCGUCAGGCUCAACAGCACUGGAGCUGGUGGCCUGAGAUUGACUCUGCUUCCAUAUAAGAAGUACCAGAAGAUAAGAGGAUUUGGUGGAGCUCUGACAGAUGCAGCAGCGAUGAACAUCCUCUCGCUUUCUGCUGGAGCACAAGACCAACUGCUAAGACAGUACUUCUCCACUGAAGGUAUCGGCUACAGCGUUGUACGCGUUCCCAUGGCCAGCUGUGACUUUUCCACUCGUCUUUACACCUACGCUGACACACGGGAGGACUACAACCUGGACAAUUUUACACUGGCCCCCGAGGACGUCAACAUGAAGAUCCCUCUCCUGCAUCGUGCCCAGGCCAUGUCUCCCCGCCCCUUGUCGUUGCUGGCCAGUGCCUGGAGCGCCCCGGCCUGGAUGAAAACAAAUAAUGCACUAAUAGGAAAGGGUUCCUUGAAGGGACAACCUGGUGGGAAGGAGCAUAAAACCUGGGCUCAGUACUAUAUAAGGUUCCUUGAGGAAUAUUCCAAGUAUAAUCUGACCUUCUGGGGAGUGACCACAGGGAAUGAACCUACAGCGGGCUUCGUGACAAACUACAGUUUCCAGGCCUUGGGCUUCACUGCUGAGGAGCAGCGAGACUGGGUGGCCUUGGACCUGGGCCCCGCCCUUCGUGCGUCCUCAUUCCCGCACACGCACAUCCUCUUGCUGGAUGACAACCGCCUGCUGUUGCCUUACUGGGCCAAAGUGGUCUUAAGUGAUAUCCAUGCAGGACGUUACAUCCACGGCGUGGCGGUCCACUGGUACAUGGACAGCUUGGUCCCUGCCGCAUCCACCCUGGCAGCGACCCAUGACUUGUACCCGGAGUAUUACCUGUUUGGCACUGAGGCGUGUGCGGGCUGGCACCCGCUGGACCGAGGGGUGAAGCUGGGGAGCUGGCAGAGGGCGGAAGAAUACGCUCACGACAUCUUAGACGACUUAAACCAUUACGUGACAGGCUGGACCGACUGGAACCUGGCACUAGAUCAGACGGGCGGUCCAAACUGGGUGAAGAACUUUGUGGACAGCCCCGUCAUAGUGGACGCCCGGCGGGACAUCUUCUACAAGCAGCCCACCUUUUACAGCAUGGCGCACUUCAGUAAGUUCCUGUGGGAGGGGUCUCAGCGAGUGGGCGUUUCCCCCAGUGGAGAGACGGAGCUUGAAUUCUCUGCCUUCAUUCGACCCGACAGCUCGGUCGUGCUCAUCAUCCUGAACAGGUCAUCAUCUGCCAUUCAGUUUGAAGUGUGGGACCAAAGUGUGGGCUACAUCCCCUCCACAGCGCCACCGCACUCCUUACUCACACUAGCCUGGUACACUCAGGGAUUAAACCAUUAAUCUUGUUACUAACAACAAGGUAAGCCUUAAAUCAUCACUCACGUCCCCACACUAGAAAGCUAACACAAGUUACAAUGAACACACGAAUUAAAAAAACAUUACUGCUGUACAAGAAUAAAGUAGUCCUCUAGUGAGGAAAAAUGUAUUUUUUUGUGAUAUUUUUCAAGAAGUAGUUGCAAUUUUGUGAGGGGGGGAAAAGGCAUACCGACAUGACAAUAAAGUCUGAAUAUUUCAGCAAAAUAUGGAAUAUUAGAUUCAUUUGUAGUUUUGUCAGGCAAAACGUGUACAAUUCUGAUAAUAAAUUUGCAAUAUUCCAACAAAAAUGUCUACAUAUGAGAAUAAAGUCAAUUAUGAAUAAUUUCAUAAGAAAGACAUGCUGAUAAUAAAUCGGGAUUAAGAUCUAUUAUAUUCAUAUACAUUUUUAACACAAGAAAAGUGUAAAAAUUGGAAGAAAAAUGACAUAUUUGAAGAAAUACAGGGGAAACAUGAGUUACAGGCAUAAUAAUAUCAUGUCAGUCAUUGUGACAAUAAAGGUAUUAUUUUCCUGGGAAAAAAGCAGAAGUAUGACAAGUACUGUACAGUGAAGUACAUUGAAAUACAGCGAAGUACAGUGAAGUACAGUGAAGUACAGUGAAGUACAGUGAAGUAUAGUGAAGUAUAGUGAAGUACAUUGAAGUACAGUGAAGUACAGUGAAGUACAGUGAAGUAUAGUGAAGUAUAGUGAAGUACAUUGAAGUAUAGUGAAGUAUAGUGAAGUAUAGUGAAGUACAGUGAAGUACAGUGAAGUACAGUGAAGUACAGUGAAGUACAUUGAAGUAUAGUGAAGUAUAGUGAAGUAUAGUGAAGUAUAGUGAAGUACAGUGAAGUACAGUGAAGUACAGUGAAGUACGGUGUUCCCCCGCUUCAUCGCGGUUCAUCUUUUGCAGACUCGCUGUUUCACAGGUUUUUAUUUUUUAUACAGCGUAUGAACGAGCAUUGUUUUCUGUGUCCUUAUUGGCUAAGGAGGAACCCGCCUAUUGUCUUCUGCAUCCUGAUUGGUUGACCAUUGUCAACCAAUCUCCUUCGUGCCAAACUGCUGUGUUUGGUGUUGUCUGAUCGCUAGCAAACACCUUGCAGAGACUCUGAAGCCUGUACUGUAUGUUUGCACGUUUAACCAUCACACAAAUAGUUGGCUGAAGGAAGGCAGACGUUAGGGCGCCAUUACAGAAUAAAUGAAUCUUCGGUUGGAGGAGGAGGAAAAUACGACAACAGGAGGAAUAUGUUUUAACAAGGAUACAAAAAACGCUACAGCGUAACGGCGCCAGGACGAAGAGGCACGGUCAGAGGAGUGAAUACGUGUGAGCCACUUAAUUUGUGUCCAACCUCAAAGGGUGAGCAUUAAAAUUCAAACAAAGGUUUCAACUUUGAAUGUUUAAACAAGAGAGAAAUGUGAGAAAAUAUUCAUGCCUGUCUGAUUAAAGUGUAUGGUGAGGGGUUUACAGCCUUAAAACAAGUACCGUAAAGCACCGUGUAUAAACCGCACCCGUGUAUUAACCACACCCCCAUUUUCAGGCUCAUGGUGGGGAAAAAACAUUUUUUAGUUCAUAAAUGCUUGCCAACUCUUUCAUCUCAAAUCAACAUGCGUAAAAGGUACUAAGCAAUUUCAAAAAGAAGAAUAAAGGAGAAAUCUGAACUUCGGCAUCUAGAUCUUUAAUAUUAUGGCUAAGCACAGAUUAAUAAUAAUAAUAAUAAUAAUAAUAAUAAUAAUAAAAAAUCAAAAUAAAGAAAUUAGCAUUUUCAGAGAUGUUUUAAUAUCUUAUCUUUCACUGCUUCUCUUUUUCUCGAUUAUUAUUUUAUUGCAUUGCUUCAGUGUGAAUUUGAAUAAACUCCAAGGUUGUAUUGUAUUUUACAUUGGAAGCUUAGGUUAGCUUCAGUGUAUAUAGAGAUGGUUUCACUGUGUGAAAAUACAGACAGCCGUCAGAUAAGUUAGUUGCAUACACAAGCAUUUUCAGCAACUGUACAGCAGAGGGCGCUAAAGUCAAAGCAACUGUCUGACCCACAGACGGCUAUUCUAAAAUGGACUUCUCGUCAAUUUCUGCGUCUGGUCACAGACCUGUCAUCGUGUAUAAACCGCACCCCGACUUUUUGCUUCUUACCAGUGGAAAAAAAAAUGCGGUUUAUACACGGUGCUUUACGGUAAUCAUUGUACAAAAAUAUAGUUGGCUACUUUGCAGAUUUCACUUAUUGUGGGCUAUUUUGGGAACCUAUCCCCUGCGAUAAACAAGGGAACACUGUAUUAUUAGAAUAAUUAUUAUUUUUAUUUUUUUCCUCUGUCUGCCUUGCUGGCGGCGUCCUACCGUUGGGAUGGGGUGGCCUGGUGUCCUCCUGCUCCCUGGCGGUCCGCGCUCUCCGCGCCGCGGGUUCUGGGUUGUAUGUCUGGGACCCCGAGGUCCCCGGCUCCGCUGCUCCUCGGGUUACCAACGGGGGAUAGAGCGGGGCUUCCGGGUUGGGCAGUCGACCACUGUGUGUGUGCGCGCAUGCGUGUGUGUGUGUGCGCGUGGGUGUGUCCAUGGGUGUGCGUGCGUGCGUGUGUGUGCGUAGGAGUGUGUGCUUUUAUUUAUUUAUUUUAGU